Molecule: messenger RNA, 1605 nt
Organism: Raphanus sativus (radish)
Lineage: Eukaryota; Viridiplantae; Streptophyta; Magnoliopsida; Brassicales; Brassicaceae
Exons: 8
Coding region: 1-1605 (534 amino acids)
Source: RefSeq, a predicted model, not a curated record
AUGGUUAGUAUACGAGAGCGGGAUGUGGUGGCCUUGUCCCAGAGCAACAUCACAGUUAAAGGAUUUGUACUUGCUUUACAACUGGUCAUGGUUGAAACUGUCCUUGCUCUUACUGAAGUUGUUCAGGAAAGCUGUUCCUCUUCGGAAGCUGAUAGUGAAGAUGAGGUUUUUAAUCCCAGUGAUAGAUUUGGGAAGAAACAAACUCUUAAUCCUGCACAUGCACGUUUAGACAAGACAGACAAUGUUCUGGUGCACAGUUUAUUAAUGGAAGACCCUAAACGUCCUAUCGACGAGUCGACUCUAGUUUGGUCUGACGAAGAGCAUGAUGAAAUCGUUGAAAACAUGGUUGAUCUUAUCAAUGUGAAUUAUCAAUUCACUAAUUCUCAUUUUGUUGGCGGAGUUAGCAGAAGUGAAGUGGAUCGUCUGCGAGAAGCUUCCUCAGUAUCUUCGAAGUCGAAGAAACCAAAGAAACCCGCUUCAGUUCCUAAAUCCAAUGAAGCUGGUUAUAUCGCGGAUCUCGUCAUAGAACGAUUGAAGCCGCAGCUCCAAAAUUUUGAUAACAGGAUCAAACACUUCUCUACAAGGGUGGAGCUAAUCAAGGGUAAAGUAAUUGGAAUUGUCAAGUGUGUGUUGUCGAACUUCAAAGAAGGGAUAGGCAGAUCCGUAGAGGCAAUGGUUCCAGAUUUGUGCAAAAACUACGCCGAAGUUGGUCGAGUUCCAGCACCUACCCAUGUUGUUACGGGGAAUGGACCGGCUAUAUCUGCCCACCCAGAGAAGCCCGUUUUAGAUGGUAAUGCGAACACUAUCCUCAACAUCAUUCAGAACAUAAGUGAGUACUCUACACCGCCUUCUUUGCCGCAAAAUAUUCAGGCCGGUAAUAAAACUACGUCGAUCGAACAUGUUGCGAAACCCGGAUGUGCUAAUUCUGAUCCAGCUACGGAUUGCGGUGCUAUGUCAGCCCAUAGUCAGAACCAUAGUCGGCACACUGACAACAUCAUUCCUUUGGAGGAUGUCAAUAUGGUUCCGCCCCACUUCAUCGAGACACCUUCGUUCUCUCUUGGACUUACACAAGAGGAACAGAUCCGAUCCGCGGAACCUUUAACUCGUCAAGAAGUUGCCAAUGUGACCACUCUGUCUGAUAUUAACGUUGGUGAUAACAUGGCGUACCCUCAACCUCCGCGCAAAAGCAAACGUCAGAAGACUGUGCCUCUAGCCCUUGUACAGGAUUACUUAUGUGGUCUUCGUAUCGACUCCCGAUUGCGUCGUCCACGGGAGUCGGUGUUUGUAUCCUACGAGAAAAGGGAGAUAGAGAGGAAAAUCAAUGUUCUUUCAGAGAAAUUUUCCGGAAAUGUUGUUAUCAAUGUUGGUGGUCAAGCUGUUUCCUCAAAAGAAAUACUUCUCAUGGCCGAGAGAUCACGGCUAUACCCUGGAAAUAUGUUGCCAUAUCUGGCAAAAUAUUUUGGUAAAGAAAUGGGAGAGCAACGUGUUAUGCCUUAUAAGUUUAGUCGACCAAAGCAUUUAUCUCCCGAAACUGUUGCUGAUGAAGGAAAGAGUGCUGCUAUAAUGGUUUUGGAGUGGAAAGAGAAGUUUUACACUGUUAUCUGA